Leptonychotes weddellii (Weddell seal) is the source of this 6870-nucleotide messenger RNA. Lineage: Eukaryota; Metazoa; Chordata; Mammalia; Carnivora; Phocidae. The record is from RefSeq and is a predicted model, not a curated record.
AUGAACCCGCAGUUUACAGAGGAGAAAAUCCGUAUGGCCAGUAAACAGGUGAAAACAAAACUGUACAAUCUAAAGUGGACUGCAUUUUGCCUCUUCAGUAUAAGAACCUAUUCAUUGGAAUAUGAUUCAAAGGUACAUGAGGAUGAUCACUAUAUAUUUGUUAAGUGUAAAGAAGUUGAGAAUUUUACAGACCUAGAGAAACUCUACCUCUACCUUCAGCUGCCUUCUGGUCUCAGCAAUGGAGAGAAAAGUGAUCAGAAUGCCGUGUCAUCUAGUCGGGCACAGCAAAUGCAUGCCUUUUCCUGGAUUCGAAAUACCCUAGAAGAACAUCCUGAGACUUCAUUGCCCAAACAGGAAGUCUAUGAUGAGUACAAGAGCUAUUGUGACAAUCUUGGUUACCAUCCAUUAAGUGCUGCUGACUUUGGAAAGAUCAUGAAAAAUGUCUUUCCAAACAUGAAGGCACGUCGUCUGGGCACAAGAGGCAAAUCUAAAUAUUGCUACAGUGGACUAAGGAAAAAAGCCUUUGUUCAUAUGCCAACACUGCCCAAUCUUGAUUUUCACAAAACUGGAGAUGGGUUGGAAGGAACUGAACCUUCUGGGCAGCUUCAAAAUAUUGAUGAGGAAGUUAUCUCUUCUGCUUGCCGUCUUGUGUGUGAGUGGGCCCAGAAGGUGUUAAGCCAGCCAUUCGACACGGUCUUGGAGUUAGCACGCUUCCUUGUAAAAAGUCAUUACAUAGGCACCAAGUCGAUGGCAGCUCUAACGGUAAUGGCAGCAGCACCACCAGGAAUUAAAGGAAUUACCCAGCCGUCUGCUUUUAUACCUACAGCUGAGAGUAAUUCUUUUCAGCCUCAAGUGAAGACUUUGCCUUCUCCUAUUGAUGCUAAACAGCAAUUGCAACGGAAAAUUCAGAAGAAGCAGCAAGAACAGAAACUACAGUCCCCUUUGCCAGGAGAAUCCUCAGGCAAAAAAGCAGAAGGCGCUACAACCAAUGGAGUGACUAAUCUUUCUAAUGGAAAUCCUGCAAUCCUUUCUCCUCAGCCUAUUGGUAUCGUUGUGGCAGCUGUCCCUAGUCCCAUUCCGGUCCAGAGGACCAGGCAGUUGGUAACUUCACCCAGUCCAAUGAGUUCUUCUGAUGGCAAAGUUCUUCCCCUCAAUGUACAAGUGGUCACUCAGCACAUGCAGUCUGUGAAACAGGCACCAAAGACUCCUCAGAACGUUCCAGCCAGUCCUGGUGGGGAUCGUUCUGCCCGGCACCGCUACCCUCAGAUCUUACCCAAACCAGCAAACACCAGUGCACUCACCAUUCGCUCCCCAACUACUGUCCUCUUUACUAGCAGCCCCAUCAAAACCGCUGUUGUACCCACUUCACACAUGAGUUCUCUAAAUGUGGUGAAAAUGACAGCAAUAUCCCUCACGCCCAGCAACAGUAGUGCCCCUCUUAAACAUUCUGCCUCAGUGAACAGUGCUACAGGAACAACAGAAGAAUCAAGGACCAUUCCACAGAUCAAGAAUGGUUCUCUUGUUUCACUUCAGUCUCCUGGAUCCAGGACCAGCAGCACCGGGGGAGCAUCUGCCGUGGAAGUCAAAAUGGAACCUGAAACAUCAUCAGAUGAGCAUCCUGUACAGUGCCAAGAGAAUUCUGAUGGGACUAAAGCUCCCAAAACAACACCUAGUGCCCUUUUGGGGCAGAAGAGUAAUACGGAUGGAGUAGUGCAAAAACCUUCAAAUGAAGGUGUCACUGAAGCAAAAGCAACCAAGGUCUGUGACCAGAGGACCAAAUGUAAAAGCCGCUGUACUGAAACUCUGCCAGGCGCUUCGACAGGCAAUAAUCCAAGCACUGUCACCCUCUCAGUUGCCACUCAGAACUUAACUUUCACCAGCACCAGCUCACCAGCUAAUGGUGACUCAAUAAAUAAAGACCCUAAAUUAUGCACUAAAAGUCCAAGAAAACGACUGUCUUCUGCACUGCAAGAGUCCCAGGUGCCUCCCAUAAAGAAACCAAUUGUGGAACAGCUUUCUGCAGUUAUCCUAGAAGGUCAGAAACCAGGCAGUGUUGAGAAGGACCAAAAGGUUCCACAUUCAGGGAAAAUAGAAAGUUCAACAGCCGGUGCUCAGAUUCCUAGCAAGGUAUCAAUGAAUGUCAGUUCGCACAUAGUGGCAAAUCGACUCUUGAGUUCUUCUGCUCUCAUUGCCGGUGAUUCAGCUUCAGAACAGCAAACACCAUCAUCAUCUCCAGAUAUAAAAGUAAAACUUGAAGGGAAUGUCUUUCUUUUGGACAGUGAUUCAAAACCAGAUGGCAGCUUUAAAUCAAAUGAAUGGCAGCAGGUCAGUAAGGAUUCUGAGUUUAUAUCUGCCGGCUGUGAACAACAGCAAGAUAUCAGUGUUAUGACAAUUCCUGAGCACUCUGAUAUCAAUGACUUAGAGAAAUCUGUUUGGGAAUUAGAAGGAAUGCCACAGGACACUUAUACCCAGCAGCUGCAUAGCCAGAUACAAGAAUCUUCUUUGAAUCAAAUACAAGCACAGUCUUCAGAUCAGUUACCUCUACAGUCUGAACUGAAAGAGUCUGAGCCUUCUGUUUCCCAAACAAAUGAAAGCUACUUUCCUUUUGAUGAUGAGCUUACACAAGAUAGUAUUGUGGAAGAGCUGGUGCUUAUGGAGCAGCAAAUAUCAACGAACAAUUCUCAUUCUUACAGUAACUGUUUGGGAAUGACCCUUCAGAGUCAGUCAGUAACUCCAGGAGCUCCAAUAUCAUCUCAUGCCUCCAGUACCCACUUCUAUCAUCCAAUCCACAGCAAUGGCACUCCGAUCCACACACCCACACCCACUCCUACCCCAACCCCAACCCCAACCCCAACCCCAACUCCAACAUCAGAAAUGAUUGCUGGGUCUCAGAGUCUGUCACGGGAGAGCCCUUGCUCCAGGCUAGCCCAGACCACACCUGUGGAUAGUGCUUUAGGAAGUAGCCGACACACACCCAUUGGUACUCCACAUUCUAACUGCAGCAGUAGUGUCCCUCCCAGCCCUGUUGAAUGCAGGAAUCCAUUUGCAUUUACCCCAAUAAGCUCCAGUAUGGCGUAUCAUGAUGCCAGCAUUAUCUCAAGUAGUCCUGUGAAACCGAUGCAAAGACCCAUGGCCACACACCCUGACAAAACCAAGCUUGAAUGGAUGAAUAAUGGGUAUAGUGGGGUUAGUAAUUCAUCAGUUUCUGGCCAUGGCAUUCUCCCAAGCUAUCAGGAACUAGUGGAAGACCGUUUCAGGAAACCUCAUGCUUUUGCUGUGCCUGGACAGUCUUACCAGUCUCAAUCCAGACAUCAAGACACUCAUUUCGGUCGCUUGACUCCUGUCUCUCCUGUGCAGCAUCAAGGUGCCACUGUAAAUAACACCAACAAACAGGAGGGUUUUGCAGUCCCUGCCCCUCUUGAUAACAAAGGGACUAAUUCAUCUGCCAGCAGCAACUUCAGAUGCCGGAGUGUGAGCCCUGCUGUUCAUCGCCAACGUAAUCUUAGUGGAAGCACCCUGUACCCCGUAUCUAAUAUCCCCCGAUCUAAUGUGACCCCCUUUGGAAGUCCAGUAGCCCCAGAGGCUCACGUUUUCACAAAUGUUCACACAGAUGCGUGUGCCAACAACAUAGCUCAAAGAAGUCAAUCAGUUCCAUUGACAGUCAUGAUGCAGACAGCCUUCCCGAAUGCUCUUCAGAAGCAAACAAACAGUAAAAAAAUAACCAGUGUCUUGUUGAGUAAACUUGAUUCUGACAAUGAUGACUCAGUGAGAGGUUUGGGCGUGAACAACCUGCCCUCCAAUUACACAGCCCGGAUGAAUCUCACUCAGAUUUUGGAGACUUCCACUGUUUUUCCUAGUGCCAAUCCGCAGAAUAUGAUCAAUUCCAGCACUUCUGUUCAUGAAUUCCAAACACCACCUUACCUCACUAAAAGUCAUAGCACCGAUCAGAUCAGCUUUUCUCCUGGAGAUAAUCAAGCACAAUCAGAAAUCGGAGAGCAACAGUUAGAUUUCAGUAGCACUGUUAAAGACGAUGAAGCUACACUGGAAGAAUUAAAGAAUGACCCAUUAUUUCAACAAAUUUGCAGUGAAUCCAUGAGCUCUAUGACUUCAUCAGGUUUUGAGUGGAUAGAAAGCAAGGACCAUCCUACUGUUGAAAUGUUGGGCUAAAUAGUAUUUUAUAAUAUGUAGCACACUGUAUCUAAAGACAUAUGUAUUGUAUUUGUCUUAAUGGAAGUGCCUCCCGCAGCAGAAACACUUAAUAUUAAUUGUGACAUUUUAAAAGAGUUUGCUGCAGAAGUGGUUUCUUCUUCAGUAGGAAAUGGUUAGACUUGCCUCAGUUCUUAACAAGUUUCUGAAGACAGUAGGCUGUAGAAGAGCAAGUAUUAGGUUUUAAAUUUUGUAAUGUUCCCCCAUUUAAUCACAUUGUUUGCUAAUAAACAACUGACUAACCAGCAUUUACAAGAGCAUUCUAGAUCUUUAUUUUGUGUAAGUUCAUUUUAAUUCAUCAGUUGAUCUGCACAGAAUGUAGAGGAAACCACUGAUUUUAGGUAUAGGCUAUUUUUUGUUGUUGUUGGCAUUAUCUUUUAGAUAUGAAAUCAUAGCUAAGGUAAACUGUAGACAAGAAGGUCUUCCUUGAAACAGGGAUAAUAUUCAGGUUAUUAUCGGUAUUUAGGCUUGAAGCAUAGAGCUACUGUAGAAUGAAAAAAAUCUCUGUAGGACUUUCUGGGAAUUCAGUACCAUUUGCACCUGCAUUUUGAAGGGCUUAAAUAGGAGAAAAUAAUGGAAAAUUAAAUAUUAAUUUAAGGAAAGCAAAAGCUGCACUAAAAUUUUUUAAAGGAAAAACUAGUAGCCAUUUAUAUUUGUGACCUUGCAUUAGUCUUAUUUUAAAAUUUGAUUUUUAAUAUGGAGCCAGCACACACAGAGACAUGCAUGUACAUGUGUGCACACGCACACGCACAAGUAAAAUAACUCCAAAUAUUGCAAUUUAAUAGAAUAAGUACAAGCAUGUUAGAAAAAUACUUUAUGUUUUAUUAUUUGGUAGUUGAGAUAGGGGAAUUUAGAAGGAAAAUAAAAGCAUUUCCUUAGUUUCAUCACAACGGCUACAUGCAUAUAUAAAAAUACUACUUAAGAUUUAAUUUGAAGUUUUUAAUUAUAAUAUUCCUAAGUCCUCAAUUUAGUGACUGACUCCUUCACUCCUGAAUAUAGUAAUACAAGUUGAUCAUGGGAUCCCUUUGAAAAACAAAUAAACCGGAGGGAGAUAACAUAAAAAAACAAACAAAAAACAUUUCACCACCUGAGGUCUGAAGCCACAAAUCUUUACGUCGCUGAUAAAACAAAGGGGAUAUCAAUAGUACUUGAAGAAGAGGAGCAUUUUAUUACAUGCUUAAUUUAUUUAUUGUGAUAACCACAGUUGCAAAACAAGCACUCAGGAUGUGUUUUAAAAUGUUUCUCUGUAUGGCUCCCAUUUUGUUUUAUGAAUAAUUAUUUAUGAAUUUCUUGUUGACACAAAUCUGCUCACUAGUUGACAGCUCCAUCUGAGUGAAUUUAGGAUUACUUUCAAAUAGACUUAAAAAUUGCCAUUAAGUUUUUAAAGCUAACAUUAAACCAUUGCUAUGCUACCUUGAACCUAGCUAGCUAAGCUUUCCUUUACCUUAAUUAGUAAGCCAAUCAGAAGACUACAAUCAAUGAAUAUUUAACAAAUGUGAUGAAGGGUUUAAUUUAAUAAGGUUUAAAUGUUCAAUAAAUUUGCAAGGUAGGGUAUUAACAUAUUUUGAUAAAUAAACGGUGCUAGGGUUGGCUCAGAGGUUUAUAUAUUGAUAUGUCUUAGUUAUUGGCAUUUGUGUGUGUUUGCUGUUAUCUUGAUUUAAUGAUCUGUUAGAUAUUUUUUCUUGAUGCUAGUUACUUCUUCACUGUACACUGAGACACAGCACUACUGCACACCAAAGUAUGCAAUACCCAAAGGAAACUGUGUGAUUUCUUUUAACAAAUGAUGGGAGCCUUUCUAUACGAGAUACUCUGAAAAGGAGAUUUUGAGGCCAUUCUAAUCCCUUGUUUACAUUAUUAGCUUCCUACUAAUAUAAAAAUAAUGGAAAUCUUUUUUUAUAAAAAUAUAAAGACUGGAGGAUUUUUAACCCUCUGUACAGUAUUGCAGCAAACACUUUAAAUUUGGUUGAAUUCGUCCAGCAAACUUCCUGGGGUUCAUAUAUUGCACUAAAUUUGUUGAACCUGUGGUAGGCACAUCUCUUAGGAUAAAUGCAACCAAUACAAUCCACAGAUUAAACUUUUUAAAUGUGUUUCAUUAUGAAAAGACAAAAUGUCAUCAAAGUGACAGAUAAAAUUGUCUUAUGUAGCAAUGUGCAUUGAUCUCAAUGAGAUAUUUCUAUUUCUUAUUCUCUUACAUGAGAAUAUUACAGCAGGAAGAAUUAAGUUUAGUUUGCUUCACCAUGUUAAUACAUGAUCACAAAAUGUGCAUGAGUGUUAUUGACUUAUCUUGUACAGUACUAGGUAUUCCUGUAACCACUUUUUUUUCCCCCCUUGGCUGUAUUAAAGCUGGUUCAGUGUUAACCAGGCAAGCAUAGUUAUUCACAAGUUAUUACUUUUUUAUGUUUACUAAUUCUGCUUAGUUAUUGUUGAAUAUGUUCUUUUCUCAAAUUAUUUUCAUUGUUUUCAUGUUUAAAACAUUUUUCAUACUGUUUAUCAUGAUAAGACUUCAUGAAGUAAAUAAUUUUGCAUAUAAUUGCAAUAAGCACUGACUUUUGAACUGAAAAGAAGGAAAGUUUUUUUUUUUUUUUUUUGUGCAGUGCAUCUGAGGUUCAUAUAAUAGUCUUGUACUAUAAUGUGCUUUACUACACCAUAAAUGACAAAAAACAA